Molecule: messenger RNA, 2145 nt
Organism: Adineta ricciae
Lineage: Eukaryota; Metazoa; Rotifera; Eurotatoria; Adinetida; Adinetidae
Source: the annotation of a GenBank genome assembly
AUGACAGAAUCUCCACAACACUCCGAUCAUUACGAUCGAGUGGCCAUACUUGACGCUGGCUCACAAUAUGCGAAAGUGAUCGAUCGUCGAAUACGUGAACUAUCCGUUUACUCAGAACUUGUGCCAUUGCAAACAUCAGUCAACGAGUUACUCUCGAUGAAAUACAAAGCGAUCAUUAUAUCCGGUAGUCCAGGAUCUGUAAAUGAUUCUAAUCCGGUUUAUUACGAUCCAAAACUGUUUGAGUGUGGCUUACCAAUCUUAGGCAUUUGCUACGGUUUGCAAAUGUUGAAUAAACAACGAGGAGGAACUAUUGUGCGACAAACAGUACGAGAGGAUGGACAGUUUCAAGUGGAAUUGAAUGUCAACGAUUGUCUCUUAUUUAAAAACAUGAAUAAGCAUGAAAAUGUUCUACUAACACACGGCGAUAGUAUCGGGCAACUUGGAGAGAAUUUAAUCAGUAUUGGAACAAGUGAUUCAUUCAUUGUUGCGUGCGCUGAUAAAGAUAAGCCUAUUUAUGGUGUUCAAUUUCAUCCUGAGGUUGAUUUGACUGAAAAUGGUGUGGAAAUUUUUAAAAAUUUUCUCUUCGAAAUUGCACAUUGUCAUCCGACAUUUACAAUGGGUUGUCGAAUUGAAGAAUCCUUCGAGACGAUUCGAUCAUUCGUCAAAGAUCAACCAGUUUUCGUUUUGUGUAGUGGUGGUGUUGACAGUAGUGUUUGCGCUGCCCUACUCACACGUGCACUACCGUCGAAACAAGUGAAACUCGUUAGUAUUGAUAAUGGAUUCUUACGUCAAGAUGAAAGUAAAGAAAUUCGCGAGACUUUAUCACAGUUUGCUACUGUAAACUAUAUCGAUGCUAGUCAACGUUUUGCUCAUUCGAAAACUUAUGUCCGAAGUAAAGUAGCUAAUACAUCGAAUGAAAAAUCAUCAUCAACACAACGACGCCCAUCAAUGUCUACCAAUUUCUUAAGUUUAACUGAUGCUGAUAUUUUGCUUGAAGAAACAUUACCGCUGUUUGAAGAAACCGAUCCCGAACAUAAACGUAAGAUCAUCGGUGAUACAUUCAUUAAAGUUGUUCAGGAAUUUCUUCGUGACAAUAAUUACACGUUCGAUGACAUCAUUUUGGCGCAAGGAACAUUAAGACCUGACUUAAUUGAAAGUGCGUCACAUCUUGCAUGCCAAAGUGGGCAUGCUAAUGCAAUUAAAACACAUCAUAAUGAUUCACCUAUGGUACGGCAAUUACGCAAAUUGAAUCGUGUGAUUGAACCAUUGAAAGAUUUUCAUAAAGAUGAAGUUCGACAAAUUGGUUUAACAUUAGGACUCCAUCCGAAUGUCAUCUAUCGUCACCCGUUUCCAGGACCUGGAUUAGCUAUACGAAUUUUAUGUACCGAUGAACCGUAUAUGCCCAGUGAAACCUUUUCGUCAAAUCAAACGUUAUUAAAAACAAUUGUGAAUUUUUAUGCUGUGAAAGACUCUUCAUCAGCAUCAUCUAGAUUAGAUCAUGUAUUUACUGAUAACGAGAGGACACUUCUGAAAAACCUCACAUCAGGCGACCACCAUAAUUAUGCAGCGGUCUUAUUACCAAUUCGAAGUGUUGGCGUUCAAGGUGAUGCUCGUACUUAUAGUUUUGCUGCCGCCAUCAGUUCGGAUAACGAUAAGCCCAAUUGGAAUGAAUUAUUUGUUCUUGCUCGAAUGAUCACGAAAGCAUGUCAUCAGAUAAAUCGAGUAGUCUAUAUUCUUGGUAAGAAAAUUUCGGAUAAUGAAAUUACUCAUAUUACACAUACAACAUUAACUCCAGACAUCAUUGAUAAAGCCCGAGCAUGUGAUGAUCAUGCUAUGGUGAUUAUGAAACGUCAUGGUGCUUACGAUUCCAUAAGUCAAAUGCCCGUUGUUUUGAUCCCGGUUGAAUUUGAUAGACCAGUGUCAUCAAAUGACAACGAACGAGGUUUUAGUUCGCAACAUUCAGUUGUACUGCGCACAUUUCUGACCAAAGAUUUCAUGACAGGAAGACCGGCUGUACCAGGAGAAACAUUUCCUCUUGAUAUGCUCGAUGAAAUAUGCCAAACAAUCCAAACGAACGUACCCGGUAUAAGUCGUGUUUUAUAUGAUUUAACAUCCAAACCACCAGCUACAACUGAGUGGGAAUAA